CAUUGCUAUUUCAAUACAAAUUCUUAGUCAUCCGCCUAAUAAAAGAUCAGCUUUAUAAACAGAUUUGAUACUAGUGGAGUUAUAUUUCGACUUAGAGUUGAUAGAUGUUUUAUUAUUUACAUAUAUUACAGAGAGGCUCGCUUAUCAUAUUAUAAUUAAUAUAGCAAUUUUGAUGUUAGAAAUUAGUUCUUCCUUAACAAUGGGCGUUUUACGGCAGUGAUUGACUUACACUCUGCAGCCAGUUUACAGAGAAAGAGGAGGAAGAUCGGUAGUCAUCAAAUCAUCCUCAAAUUGAUGUUAAAUUGCUGUGUAAGAGUCCCAAUUGCAGACAUUCUAUGUUGGUUUGGUUGAAACUUUUAGACAAAUCAAAAAUUAUUUUUAUUAGGUAAAAUUACACUUUAUUAAUUAUUCAUACCCAAACGGAUUUGUUGGCACAGCCUUAUCUGCAGGCAGCCAGCUGACAACUGAUUGCCGUGUUUUGGGUGCUGAGCUAGAACCAGAUAUAGCCUAGCUCUUGGAGAAGCGCCAGUUGGUUUAGGAAAGCAUCAGCGAUAAACGUAGCUAUUACUAUCGUUUUAAACGUCAGACUUGUGUUUAGUUUCUGUACGAAAUCGAUGCCGGUGGUUAUAUCACAAUUUUUAUGUAUAUUUUGAGAUAGCAAGGAAGGAAGACUGGAGAGGAAAAAAUAUCAGUCCUGCUGAUCAAUACAUCUGAUUCAUUACAUACAGAUGAAGAUGGUAUUGCACUAUUUGUUCUAAGUUCAGUGCUACACUUUCAUUCUUAAUUAAUUGGUUGACAACGAGCAACUUGGCCAAAAUAUAUUGAAGCAUGUCUAGUCACAAGAGUUCAAAAAAAGAAGGCUCAAGUACGAAGAUGCGGAUAAGGGCUUUCCCGAUGACCAUGGACGAAAAGUAUGUAUCCAAUAUCUGGGCUCUUUUGAAGAAUGCGAUACAAGAAAUCCAACGGAAAAAUAACAGUGGUCUUAGUUUUGAGGAACUCUACCGAAAUGCAUACACAAUGGUUCUACACAAGCAUGGUGAAAGGUUAUACACAGGACUAAGAGAGGUUGUCCAAGAGCAUCUUGUUUCGAAGGUUCGUGAGGAUGUGUUAAAAGCAUUAAAUAAUAAUUUUCUACAAACUUUGAAUGCAGCGUGGAACGACCACCAAACAGCCAUGGUCAUGAUAAGAGAUAUUCUUAUGUACAUGGAUCGAGUGUAUGUACAACAAAAUGGUGUUGACAACGUUUACAAUCAAGGCCUAAAAAUAUUCCGUACUCAGGUAGUCCGUCAUGGUAACAUUCGGGAACAUCUCCGCCAGACACUCCUAGAGCUUGUGAUGAAGGAAAGGCGUGGAGAGGUUGUGGAUAGGGGAGCUGUUCGUAAUGCAUGCCAGAUGUUAAUGAUGCUAGGUAUUGAAUCAAGAACUGUUUAUGAAGAGGACUUUGAGAAGCCAUUCUUGCAGCAGUCAGCAGAGUUUUAUAGGGUAAAUGAAAGCCAGAAUUUUCUAGCGGAGAACAGUGCGUCUGUGUACAUCAAGAAAGUAGAAGCAAGGAUCAAUGAAGAGGCAGAGAGGGCGUCCCACUACCUAGACAAGUCAACGGAGGUGCACAUUGUAGGCGUGCUGGAGGAGGAGCUAAUUAGUAAACAUAUGAAAACAAUUGUUGAGAUGGAAAAUUCUGGAGCUGUUCAUAUGCUCAAGAACAAUAAGAAAGAAGAUUUAGCUUGUAUGUACAAGUUGUUCAAGCGAGUGAAAGAUGGUCUUAAGACAAUGUGCGAAUGUGUGAGUGGUUACCUACGAGAGCAAGGCAAAGUACUUGUCCAAGAAGAGGACGGAGGCAAGAACCCGGUCCAAUAUGUCAAGGAUUUACUUGACCUCAAAGACAGAUUUGACGAGUUCCUUCAUGAAUCGUUUGGAGAUGACAAGAUCUUCAAGCAAACCAUCUCAGGAGAUUUUGAAUACUUUCUCAAUCUAAAUCCAAAGUCGCCCGAGUAUCUAUCCCUCUUUAUUGAUGAUAAACUCAAGAAGGGAGUUAAAGGGCUUACAGAACAGGAGGUAGAGGCAAUUCUAGACAAGACAAUGGUUCUCUUCCGAUUCCUACAAGAAAAGGAUGUCUUUGAACGGUACUAUAAACAGCAUCUAGCUAAACGACUUCUACUCAACAAAAGCGUAUCUGACGAUUCAGAGAAAAAUAUGAUCUCAAAAUUAAAGACUGAGUGUGGCUGCCAGUUCACUUCAAAACUCGAAGGCAUGUUUAAAGAUAUGACAGUUUCAAACACAUUCAUGGAAGACUUUAGACAGCACGUCCAAAACAGUGGGCUGAACCUGUCCGGUGUUGAUUUAACAGUACGUGUAUUGACGACAGGUUUCUGGCCCACGCAGUCGGCUCCACAGUGCAAUGUACCGACGCAACCUAGAUAUGCAUUUGAUCACUUCAAAAGAUUUUACCUUACCAAGCAUACAGGUAGACAGAUCUCCCUCCAAGCGGCGCUAGGCUCAGCAGAUUUGCAUGCAGUCUUCUAUGGUUCCAAGAAGGAAACCACUACAAAACCCGAGCCUAGGAAACAUAUACUGCAAGUGUCCACAUACCAAAUGUGUGUCCUGAUGCUAUUCAACACAAAGGAAAACUGGACUUAUGAAGAAGUGAAACAGGAAACCGAUAUACCGGAAAAGGACCUUGUGAGGGCGCUGCAAUCACUUGCUCUGGGCAAGCCAGCUCAGAGGAUUUUGAGCAAGGAACCCAAGUCCAGAGAAAUUGAGGGGGAUCAUAUCUUUUCCAUCAAUGAUACAUUCACGUCCAAGUUGUUCCGAGUCAAAAUUCAAACAGUCGCUGCCAAAGGGGAAUCUGAACCAGAGAGAAAGGAGACAAGGUCACGAGUCGAUGAAGACAGAAAGCAUGAGAUUGAAGCUGCAAUUGUACGGAUAAUGAAGUCAAGAAAACGACGACAACACAACAUCCUAGUAUCAGAAGUGACAGAGCAACUGAAGUCUAGAUUUCUUCCGAGCCCAGUAGUUAUAAAGAAGAGGAUAGAGAGCUUGAUAGAAAGAGAAUACCUAGCUAGGACACCCGAGGACAGAAAAAUCUACACUUAUGUAGCUUAAGGAAUCGUGGACGUCAUUUUACAUGGAAUUCCUUCAGUCUGAAACCAAUCUUUAAAAUGGAUUUACUACGAUUCAAGAGUAAAUGAUGCUUUAGUAGAAGAAACUCAUUUAUAGAAUCAUUGGGUUGUUUGAUGAUUUAAUCAAACAGUUUCAAAAGGCAUUAACAUAACAUACUGGAGAAUGAUACAUGUGUACAGUGUAUUUUAUUCUAUUAAGCAUCUUUUUUGUAUUCCAAGAUUACAGAGUUUUGAUUGGUUAAUUAAUGUGUUGAUGCUGUCAGUAACUAUAAAAGGUUGUAGUACCUGUCAGUGAUGCUAACUUUGUUGCCAUGGGAAGACUUUAGCAACAAUGGGGAAGUGUCUGAAACAGGCUUAACAAGAUGAGUAUGAAUUUGAAAAGGAGUGAAUAGGCUUGAGGUAGCUUUGUGCAGAAAAUCAAGCAAUUUGGUUUUUAAGCCCAGCUACAACUUUGGGACACAUGAAGUUGAUGGCCAUUAGGUCUAAAUAUCAAAACGUGGAGGUUGAUGAUACAGCAUGUAGAUAUAAAGAAAUUAAUAAGUUAGCACAAGAUCCAUUCGUAAACCAAGUAUGACGACGAUAUCUUAAUUUGGAAUGGAACGCGACAUAGAAUUGCACAUCAGUUAGAUUCUUCUAUUCUAACACAGUGGUUUAAAUCAUGCCAAUAAUGCAUACAGUAGAUGAAAUGCUAAUAUAUUCUUCUAUGCUGAUUAUAUACCAUAGAGGUAUAAAUAAUUCAUUAAUCUGCCAUGAAGCAUUCAUCAUUUGCAAACCUUAAUCAAAUUCUAGAAAACAUUUUGAAACUAAUGAUUUUAGCAAAUGUUAUUUUCCACCGUUUGAACCUAAAACAUAAUUAUAAUUGGUACUAAAUCUAUAAUAGGCAUAUAAUCACAUUCAAUUAAAAACCUUUUAGGGGCUUCUCAGAAUUUCAUGGAACAGUGGAUUUUAACAUCUGCAUCUAGGCAUGCAUUGUGUAGAUAAAUCCAAUUCCAAUCUCUGUGAACACUUGAUGCGACGUCAUCUGGGCUAGGCCAGUGGAAGUCUGAACGAAGUUGAUAUUGCAUGCAUGCCUCAUCACAUUUCUUUCUUCAGAGAAUCGCAUCGGCUGAUGGUUGUUACCUCAGCCUGACUUAAAAGAACUUCUAAGCUACAUAGAUAAUCACUCACUAUAAGACUAUUCAUGUAAUUACUAGCCAGCAGUUACAGUGGUACUAGAGAUUUCUGAUGGCAGAUCCAAGGUCUUUCACAAGGGUCCUCGGCCACACCUUGUUUGCCAUAACAACCAUUAACUAUACUAUAAUGUUGAUUUGACAAUAGACAUACUGUAAUUAGAAACCUGCUUUAACAAAAGGAUUUUGUAACUUAAAGUAAGUGGCCUGUGAAUCAUACAGCAUAGAAACACGCUUGAAUUUAUUCAACUUUCCAUACUAGUACAACAUUAAUAAAGCUGUGUCUACUUCUACUUUUACGUUAAAUCAAAAAUACACAUACUAGUAAUAUUUUGUUAAUUUGUUCUUAUCAUUUAAACUCAGUAAUUAGUUGUUUAAUGUGAAAUUGGGGAUAACAAAUUGAAUGAUACAAAUUGACGUGUGUUCCUAUCUGUAGGCUAGGCACCCAUUUCCACCAGCUUACAGUGUUCAGUAGGUGCUUACCUGUUAGUUCCUUUAUUUUCAUAUGAUUAUUUUAUUCUUUUUAUUUAUUUUUUUUUCAUGAUUGAGGUGAAUAAUUAUAAAAUUGUUGGAUUUAAGCUAGCAUCUAUACAGGAUGAAAUUUCUGAUUGUAUUUGGAAAGAUCUGGCUAAAAAAAACAUUUACAGUAUAUUACUUUGCUUGAUUAUAAUCUCUAGACCUUACUGUUGGAAACUACGUAGAUAGCGGUUUGAUUUAUCAAGCAGAACUAAAGCACCCUCAAUGCCAUAUGUUAGUCACAUGACAGGGAUGCUCUAUUGGUUUCUGAGCAUUUGCUAUUAAAUCUUGUGAAUAGGUACUGCCUCAAAAUUUAAGAGGAUUAUGUAUAUACCACUUCAGUAAAUAAAAAUUAAAAUAUGUUGAAUGCA
This is a messenger RNA of Anneissia japonica, 5172 nucleotides long. RefSeq names its product cullin-3-B-like. Gene Ontology annotation, molecular function: ubiquitin protein ligase binding. NCBI's taxonomy places the organism in Eukaryota, Metazoa, Echinodermata, Crinoidea, Comatulida, Comatulidae. Gene Ontology annotation, cellular component: Cul3-RING ubiquitin ligase complex. Gene Ontology annotation, biological process: protein ubiquitination; ubiquitin-dependent protein catabolic process. The record is from RefSeq and is a predicted model, not a curated record. Bases 829 to 3099 code for a protein of 756 amino acids. The transcript has 17 exons.